Molecule: messenger RNA, 2251 nt
Organism: Vigna umbellata (rice bean)
Lineage: Eukaryota; Viridiplantae; Streptophyta; Magnoliopsida; Fabales; Fabaceae
Source: RefSeq, a predicted model, not a curated record
GCUUUUUGGGUACAGCAAGUUAUUUUGUAUUGGUCACCAACGAAGAUCUACUCGCUUCAACUCAAACACAGUAAAUGGGUAAUUUAAAUAUCCAAUCAGAAUAAAAAAGAAAUUGGGGGAAAUGUAAAUAAAAAUUGAAUUCAGGACAAGAACCCGGGAGUGAAGACUGGAUCCGUAAAUCAGCUUGAGUAAAUUUGUUAGUAGGUAGGUGCGAUGAUAAUAGUAGGUGUGGUUUUGAAAUUCCCCCUAUUUCAUGAUCUCUCUCACUGGUCGUUCUUGCCCUCCUUUCCCUCUUCAAGGUAGCGCUUAAAGCUUAUAAUCAUGAACACAAUUGGAGAAAGAAUGACAAAGCGAGAGAGCUUUGAUGAUGACCAGGAAAGUUUAUUGAAGAGCGAUAAUAGUGGAACAGAUGAUGACCCUAAGAUUAACUACAGAGGGUGGAAGGUCAUGCCCUUCAUUAUAGGAAAUGAGAUUUUUGAGAAGCUAGGAGCCAUUGGCACUUUAUCCAAUCUCUUGGUGUAUCUUACUACUGUGUUCAACUUGGAAAACAUCACGGCUACAAAUAUUAUCAACAUCUUCAAUGGCAGCACCAACUUUGCUACAUUAGUAGGAGCUUUUCUGUCUGAUGCCUUUUUUGGUCGCUACAAGAUAUUGGCAUUCUGCACAAUGGCUUCCUUUGUGGGUUUAUUUGCAAUCCAACUGACAGCGGCGGUAGAGAAGCUACAUCCACCUCAGUGUGAAGAGUCCCCCACAUGUCAAGGACCAACAGAGGGGCAAAUGACAUUUCUUAAGUCUGGUUUAGGUUUAUUGAUGAUAGGAGCUGCAGGGAUUCGACCAUGUAACUUAGCAUUUGGUGCUGAUCAGUUUAAUCCUAACACGGAUUCUGGGAAAAAGGGGAUCACUAGCUUCUUCAAUUGGUACUUUUUCACUUUCACUGUUGCUCAGAUGAUAUCCUUAACAAUUAUUGUCUAUAUACAGUCAAAUGUAAGUUGGGCAGUGGGUCUUGGAAUUCCUGCUGCUUUGAUGUUUGUAUCUUCUAUAAUCUUCUUCAUGGGGUCCAAAAUGUAUGUGAAAGUUAAACCAAGUGGUAGCCCUAUAACUAGUAUAGUGCAAGUUAUAGUGGUUGCAGCAAAGAAAAGGAGGCUGAAGCUCCCGGAAUAUCUAUAUCCUUCCCUCUUCAAUUAUGUGGCUCCCAAGUCAAUGAAUUCUAAACUUCCCUAUACAUAUCAAUUCAGGUUCCUUGACAAAGCGGCAAUCGUGACUCCCCAAGAUCAAAUAAACCCCAAUGGAUCUGCUACUGAUCCCUGGAAUCUUUGCAGUAUGCAGCAAGUGGAAGAGGUUAAAUGCUUGUUGAGAGUGUUACCCAUAUGGGUUUCAGGCAUUAUAUACUUUGUUGUAAUUGUCCAACAGCACACCAUUUUAGUGUUCCAAGCCCUUCUAUCUGACAGGCGCAUUGGGCAAAGCGAGUUCUUGAUCCCAGGAGCAUCCUACUACGUCUUUUUGAUGAUUACUGUGGCAAUUUGGUUACCCAUCUAUGACCGAAAAGUAGUGCCCUUACUCCAAAGGCUCACUGGAAAAGAGGGCGGCAUCACACUCCUUCAGAGAAUGGGUUUUGGAAUAUUUUUCGCUAUACUCAGCAUGGUAGUAUCUGCUAGGGUUGAGCAGCACCGUAGAACCCUAGCUUUGAUUAAUCCUCUAGGAGUAACAAUAAGAAAAGGUGCAAUCUCAUCAAUGUCAGGUCUGUGGUUGAUUCCUCAGCUGAUAUUAGCUGGAUUGGCGGAAUCAUUCAUGACUGUUGCACAAGUUGAGUUUUACUACAAACAAUUUCCUGAGAACAUGAGAAGCAUUGCAGGUUCUCUUUACUACUGUGGACAUGCAGGGUCAAGUUAUUUGAGUAGUGUGCUUAUUUCAAUUAUCCACCAAGUCACUGCCAAAUCUGAAACUGGGAAUUGGUUACCGGAGGAUCUUAACAAGGGUAGAUUGGAUAAGUUCUAUUUCCUCAUUGCUGCUUUUGAAAUUCUUAAUUUAGGUUACUUUGUGUUAUGUGCAAGGUGGUUUAGGUACAAGGGCACGAGCGGCAGUUCUGUCGAACUCGAAAAAGUGACAAGACAAUCGGAAAAAAGUGGUAAUGGUCUUAAUGAUUCGAGUCUAUAGCUACUGUGUAGAAAUAGGCUACUACAACUUUUCAUCGAGUGGAACCACAACUAGCAACGGUUAAAAUCAAGAUUGAGUAUAGUAACAAAUAUGCAGU